UGAAGUGGACGGCUGUAUGUAACUCGCUAUCUAAGCUUUUCGAGUUCGAGCUUUUUAUAACCAAUUUGUAUUGAAGUGUUAUCCUCUUUCCGUGCGCUACAUUGUCCUGCGAAUACAAUUAAUAGGUGUUUGUGGCCAGUGUGUCCGAAUAUUAUUUUUAUUCGGUAGUGUGUCUAUUGUUCGACGGUUAAACGUUAACGGUUUUUAAGUGUGCAUAUCGUCGUGGUUCCUUUUCUAAACUUUCGUGAUCGUGUUUAUAAUUCAUCAUCGGAUAUUUCAAUGGAAUGAGUCAAACUGCUUAGUAUCUAAAUAAAUAAACAGGAGCAGCUUGGCGCGGCGUAGCGGGCGGGCCGCGCCAUGGGGAACAAGUGCUGCAGCCGCCGCCACGACCCAGACAGACCACUUGUGUACCCGGCGUACAAGAAGAAUGAGGCGGGCUUCACGACAUGUCCUUCGCUGGAGAACCGCUACACUGGCGAGCCCAACAACCGCGUCGUGUCACGCCGCCCAGCCGACAUCGUGCGUACGCGCAAUCCAGGCACAUGUAUAUCAAACGGCGGUAGACGCGUAGUGAAAGCGCUAUGCGCGUACACGGCGCGCGCCGAGUCCGACAUAUCGUUCCGCAAGGGAGAUCGUAUGGAGGUGCUGAGCGACGCUGAACCAGACUGGUGGCGUGUGCUGCACCUCACUACACGCCGUGAAGGACUCGUGCCAGCCAACUUCGUCGCUGAAGAGAGCUCCGUUGAGUGCGAAGAUUGGUUCUUCCCGCACGUAUCAAGGAAGGAAGCUGACAAAUUACUCUUAGCUGAGACGAAUCCUAGAGGAACGUUCUUAGUGAGACCAGCGGAACACAACCCACAUGGCUUCAGCCUCAGUGUUAAAGACUGGGAGGAGGGCAGAGGUUACCAUGUCAAACAUUACAAGAUCAAGCCCCUAGACAACGGAGGGUUCUACAUCGCCACCAAUCAAACAUUCCCCAGUCUUCCUGCGCUGGUCAUGUCGUACACAAAGAACGCGUUAGGGCUGUGCCACGUGCUCGCGCGGCCGUGCCCCAAGCCGGAGCCGCAGAUGUGGGACCUGGGCCCGGAGCUGCGAGACAAGUGGGAGAUCCCGCGCAGCCAGAUCCAACUCAUCAAGAAGCUCGGCCAAGGCAACUUCGGGGAGGUGUACUACGGCAAGUGGUCCAAUAACAUUGAGGUCGCCGUUAAAACGCUUAGGGAGGGCACGAUGUCGACUCAGGCGUUCCUCCAAGAAGCGGCCAUCAUGAAGAAGUUCCGACACAAGCGACUGGUGGCGCUGUACGCGGUCUGCUCGCAGCAGGAGCCCGUCUACAUCGUGCAGGAGUACAUGUGUAAGGGCUCGUUGCUAGAAUUCCUCAGGAACGGCGACGGGAAGACGCUACAGUUCGAAGACCUAGUCUAUAUCGCGGCACAAGUCGCGUCCGGUAUGGCGUACCUCGAAUCGAAACUCUUAAUACACAGAGAUCUCGCCGCCAGGAACGUGCUAAUAGGAGAGAAUAACGUCGCCAAAAUAUGCGACUUCGGUCUAGCGAGGGUCAUAGAAGAUAACGAAUACUGCCCUAAGCAAGGCUCCAGGUUCCCCGUCAAGUGGACCGCCCCAGAGGCAAUAAUAUACGGAAGAUUCUCCAUCAAGAGUGACGUCUGGUCCUAUGGUAUCCUCCUAAUGGAACUGUUCACGUAUGGACAGAUACCGUACCCUGGACUCCACGGAAAAGAAGUCAUAGAGCAAGUGGAGAGAGGGUACAGAAUGCCUAAACCGGUCGGACAUUACCUCCCGGACGCUAUUUAUGGUCUGAUGCUGCAAUGCUGGGACGCCAUUCCGGAGAAGCGGCCGACCUUCGAGUUUCUCAACCAUUAUUUCGAAUCGUUCACAGUGACCAGUGAGACGCCAUACAGAGAAGUGCAAGACUAGUGCUGUGAUAUAGUGAAUUAGUUUUUGGACUUAUCACAAGUAUCAAGGUGAUAGGUUGAGCGCUUGCUGUGACGGACUGUGCUUAGACUUGUGUCAGUUUGUGCCUCGUGACAGCCAGGCAGGCAGUGUCGCUUGUGAACUGUGAGACAUUUUGGGUAAGGUCCUUUUAGCGAAUUAAGGGAAUUAUGAUGGACAUGUGAUGCUUAUGCUGAUUAAAAUAUAAUUGUGGCUAAUUUAUCUAAGAAGCACCUGUGAUUGUUAUGAAAAUUUAUUCAUACUCUUGUUAGUAUUUUAAAUGAAACUUUUAUACAUUUCUAACCAUUUCUAACAACGGACUCAUGUUACAUAAAUGUGGUCUAAAUAAUUAAACGAAAAGAAACGUAAGAAGUUUUGUUAAUUUGAACUCACACUCCAUUGUAAUUCCUUUUUUUGGUAUUUUUAUACUCGAAUCUUUGACUUAACAAUACAGGAAUGUGUGAGCUUGUCAUUUUUAUUAUCACACCUUUUCUUUAAUUUGUGAUCGGCAGACAUAUAAAGGGCUUAACGAUGAAAGCAAAAGCACACACGUAAAUAAACAAGGAUAAUUUGUGUUUAAGGAAAUCAUAGUCUUGUAAAUUACACUUUAUAUUUUCUUAUUUAUUAGCAUUAGCUUAAGCACAGUUUAGGAUAUUGUUUUGCGCAAUGUACAAAACUGUUUUGUAACGAAUAAGCAAUAAGAUAUAAAACUAAAUGAGAUUGCGAUAUUUUCAUAUUCUAAAGUGAAAUGUGAUAUCUUUUUUAUAUCACUUAAGUCUUUAAAGAUCGAUCUCAGUCCCAUACUCGACGUAAUUCCAUAAAAAUUGUAUAAAGAUGUCAUAGUGUUAACAUUCCUUCAAAUGUAUGAACAAGUGUUAGUACCGUUUUUUCCAAAAACAAAAUUUUUAAACAGCCUUU
Molecule: messenger RNA, 2865 nt
Organism: Papilio xuthus (Asian swallowtail)
Lineage: Eukaryota; Metazoa; Arthropoda; Insecta; Lepidoptera; Papilionidae
Gene: Src64B
Product: Tyrosine-protein kinase Src64B
Exons: 7
Coding region: 358-1932 (524 amino acids)
Biological process (GO): protein phosphorylation
Molecular function (GO): ATP binding; protein tyrosine kinase activity; protein binding
Source: RefSeq, a predicted model, not a curated record